Lagopus leucura (white-tailed ptarmigan) is the source of this 2164-nucleotide messenger RNA. RefSeq names its product nei like DNA glycosylase 3 (gene NEIL3). The record is from RefSeq and is a predicted model, not a curated record. Gene Ontology annotation, biological process: base-excision repair. Gene Ontology annotation, molecular function: DNA N-glycosylase activity; damaged DNA binding; zinc ion binding. The coding region runs from base 1 to 1758 and encodes 585 amino acids. Gene Ontology annotation, cellular component: nucleus. Lineage: Eukaryota; Metazoa; Chordata; Aves; Galliformes; Phasianidae. The transcript has 10 exons.
AUGGUGGAGGGCCCGUGCUGCGCGCUGUUCGCGGAGCGGCUGCGGGCGCGAGUGCGCCAGGGUCAGGCGGUGCGCAGCGCGCGGGGCAGCGCUCUGCCGGCUGAGGCUCGCGCUGCGACUGCUGCAAGUGAGGAGAGAACCUCUAGUCAUGAUUUCCUUACUGGACAAGUUUUCAAGGGUGUGGAAACACUGGGAAAGGAAUUUUUUAUGUAUUUUGAUCAAAAAGCUUUGAGGAUUCACUUUGGUAUGAAUGGUUCCAUGCGCAUUAAUCCUGAUGGAAGUAAAGACAGAAAUGGAGCAUUACCAGUUUUGGAGAUACAACUUAUAGAAGAUACUAUUUGUUUCUUUGAGGUGACAGUAGAGUAUAGAAAUGUAGCAGAGUGUGAGCAGAAAGUAAGAAUGAUGGAAAGCUUGGAUGUCUGCUCUCCAAAGUUUAGCUUCUUAAGAGCAGAAAGUGAAGUAAAGCAGCAGAAAACCCAGAUGUUAUGUGAUGUGUUACUGGAUCAAACAGUAUUACCUGGAGUUGGAAAUAUCAUAAAAAACGAAGCACUAUUUGACAGCGGUCUCCAUCCAGCUGCUAAAGUUUGCCAAUUGACAGAUGAGCAUAUACGUCACUUGGUGAAAAUGACACGUGACUUUACCCUGUUUUUUUAUAAGUGCCGCAAAACUGGGUCUCCACUCUACAAACACUACAAAGUAUACAGGCGCCAAACCUGCGGUCAGUGCAAUGAGAAAAUCACUGUGUGUCGUUUAGGAGAGAAUAACAGGAUGACUUACUUCUGCUCUCGAUGUCAAAAGGCUGAUCCCCAGCUUGUCAAUGUUAGCAAACUGCCAACUAGAAAUAGCCUAAUUGGCUGGGCAUGUGGCAGGGGGUCAUGUUCUAAUGAACACAUAGCUCAGAAAUGUGAAGAAGAGUGGACGUGUAUGCCCUGUACCCUAAUAAACAAGCCUUCUGCUGAAGCUUGUGAUGCCUGUUUGACUUCAAGGCCUGAAGUGAGUUCUUCAUUGAAGACAGAGAAUGUUGAAGAUUCCACAGACUUUAACAUAAAUCUCAUUAAAUACCCUUGUAAUGACUUCAGAAAACCAAGCAGAGAAAUAAAGAUCAACAGGAAGGCUGCAUUUGGAACUACCACUCUUGUCUUAACAGAUCUUGGUAAUAAAGCAGAAUUGAAAGGUGAUAUCCAAUUACCAGAUGGAUGCUCUGAGUAUGUUGCUCCAAAAGGCAAUCUCAGCCAGAAUCAAAAUAACGUCUACCACUCAGGAAUAAGCAUAGACAAGUAUUGCUCAACAAAUGUAACUUCUCUGGCUUCAUCUUCUGGUCAGGAGCCUCCCUCUUUCAAGCCCGCAAAGAAGAAGCAGAAAACUCAUCACGUAUCUUCUGUUCACCAAUAUAAUGUAACAAUUGGCAAACCUCAAGUUAAUUCAACAGAUGAUAUUCAUACACUGCACACAGGCCCUCCUCAUUGCAGUAAACACGGUCACCUCUGCAAACUCAGAAUUGUGAGGAAGGAUGGGGAAAACAAGGGCAGGAUGUUUUAUAGCUGUCCUCUACCCACAGAAACUCGGUGCAACUAUUUUCAAUGGGCUGACUUGAAUUUUCCAUUUUGUCACCAUGGCAAGCGAUGCGUUAUGAGGAUGGUGCUGAAGCUUGGUCCCAAUAAUGGAAGGAAUUUCUUUGUGUGCCCAUUAGGAAAGGAAAAACAGUGUGGCUUUUUUCAGUGGGCAGAAAAUAAGCCAAUUACACAGUCUACUCCUUGAUGAUAUCAUUAUCUAAGACAUCCUAAGAAAUAGAUAAGUACAACUCUCAUUGGUCAUUUCUGUUUUGUUGUCACCUGUUUUUCCUGUUCUCUGAUUGAUUAGUCAAAUUGCUCCCAUAACUAAGUAAAAACUACAGAUUACUCUAUCCCAAUUUUAAAAAGUCCUAUAACAUUAAACACUGCUUGUAUACUGCAUACUAACUUGCAAUAUAUUGUGACACACAGUUAUAUUUCCAGUCAAAUAAUUGAAUCGCUUUCUAUUUUUCAUGUAAAUGUCACUGCACUGUCAGCACUGCACAUUUUCAAGCUGAUAUGCAUUAUGGAAUGGAUCUUAAUCUGAAUUUGUACUUCAAAUUGGUAGUCUUAUAAACAGGUAUUUAAUGAAUAAAAUUUACUGGCCUCUUCAA